Molecule: messenger RNA, 2840 nt
Organism: Neolamprologus brichardi
Lineage: Eukaryota; Metazoa; Chordata; Actinopteri; Cichliformes; Cichlidae
Gene: cyp2u1
Product: cytochrome P450, family 2, subfamily U, polypeptide 1
Biological process (GO): xenobiotic metabolic process
Cellular component (GO): intracellular membrane-bounded organelle; cytoplasm
Molecular function (GO): heme binding; oxidoreductase activity, acting on paired donors, with incorporation or reduction of molecular oxygen, reduced flavin or flavoprotein as one donor, and incorporation of one atom of oxygen; iron ion binding
Source: RefSeq, a predicted model, not a curated record
CUUGGCCUGCCACAACAACACAGGAAGAGCGUGAGCGUCUGUCUGUAAAACAAAUAAAUAGCAGCUUCGUGGUGUCAGUGUGCUCAGUCCUGGACAUGUAUUAUCAACUAACUGUUUUGAGUUUAUUUGAAUGCUGACGUCAUGGUUUCGCUCUCAGGCUUGAACGACUUCGUGCUGUUAAACGCAAACGUUGCGGCUUUAAUAAUAAUCGCGUUGGCGCUGGUUGCUCUUUAUCAAAAACAGCGGAAUUUAAGAUAUAAAAACAUUCCGCCAGGUCCGAAGCCAUGGCCAGUGGUCGGAAACCUCGGCGGCUUUCUCGUACCCUCUUGUAUCCUCAGGAAACGGAUCAUAAACCCCACUGACGGUCUGGCAGAAUUGGCUAAAGUUUAUGGUAACAUAUUCAGCCUUUUUGUAGGGAGUCAACUUAUCGUGGUGCUCAAUGGCUAUGAAGCGGUCAGGGAUGCCCUCUCAAACCAUCCGGAGGUGUUCUCCGACAGGCCAGACAUCCCUACCGUCACUAUCCUGACUAAACGCAAAGGGAUCGUCUUUGCACCUUACGGGUCAGUAUGGCGAAAGCAGCGCAAGUUCUGCCACACCACACUCCGCAGCUUUGGUCUGGGGAAGCUAAGUCUGGAGCCUUGCAUUAAGGAAGGCCUUGCUACAAUCAAAACAGAGCUGCUGCGGCUGAAUGAGGAGUGUGGUGGCGCUGGUGUGGACCCGAGUCCACUAAUUGGCAACGCUGUGUCAAACGUCAUCUGCACACUGAUCCUGGGUCAGCGCUUCCAUCACGAGGAUCGCGAGUUCCGCACCAUGCUGGACCUGAUGGCGCGAGGACUGGAGAUCUGCAUGAACAGCCCGGCAGUCCUCAUCAACGUUUUCCCGCUGCUCUACUGGUUGCCUUUUGGAGUUUUCAGAGAGUUGCGUCAGGUGGAAAGAGACAUCACCGUGUUUCUUAAGAGGAUUAUUACAAAGCACCGUGCAACACUAGAUGCCGACAAUCCAAGGGAUCUCACAGACAUGUACUUGAUGGAGAUGCUGGCCCAGCAAGAUGCUAGAGAGGAGGACAGCAGCUUCACAGAGGAUUAUCUCUUUUAUAUCAUAGGAGACCUCUUCAUUGCUGGCUCUGACACCACCACCAAUUCGGUUUUGUGGACUCUGCUUUAUAUGGUCAUAUACCCUGAUAUCCAAGACAAGGUCCAUGCAGAGAUUGAUGACGUAGUGGGCAAAGAUCGGGUGCCGUUUCUGACUGAUAAGGGAAGUUUGCCUUUUACUGAAGCCACCAUCAUGGAAGUGCAGAGAAUGACUGUGGCAGUUCCCCUGGCUAUUCCUCACAUGGCCUCACAAACAACAGAGUUUAGAGGCUACACUAUUCCUAAAGGGACUGUCAUUUUGCCCAACCUGUGGUCUGUCCAUAGAGAUCCCACUGUGUGGGAUGAUGCAGACAGUUUUAACCCAGAACGCUUCUUGGACAAUGAGGGAAAGCUGCUCAGGAAAGAGUGCUUCAUACCAUUUGGGAUUGGUCGCAGGGUAUGCAUGGGUGAACAGCUGGCAAAGAUGGAGCUGUUUCUGAUGGUGACCAGCUUACUGCAGGCCUUCAAAUUCAGGCUCCCAGAGGGAAAGCGUCCACCUCCCCUGCACGGACGCUUCGGACUGACACUAGCACCUUGCCCAUUCACUGUGUGCGUGACUGCUCGCAACAGUGAAACUGACGUCCUGCAACAAGGAAACUCUGAUGAAGGACUUCACAAAAAGUAGAAAAUAUUUUGAUCUUAUUCUCCUGGAGAGACCUAAAUAUUUAGGAAGUUUAUAGACAUAUUUUUUAUUAGAGAAGGGUGCUCCUGUUUGACUGAAAUCCCAGAUAAUUUAUUUUUUCAUUACCAUCUGGAUUAUGUGGAUGAUUUAAGCUGUUGCUGAGUGAACAGAAAUUUGAAAAUAACUGAUAUUGAGACUGCAGUGCUAAGUGAUGGCUUAUCUCAUUUAAAAAAAUAUUUAAAUAAGGUCAGUGUUGCGAGAUGACUCUAAUUUUAAACGCCAUAAGAUAAUAACUGUAUUAAUAUUUAUCCUUUUAUUGUAUGAUUUGAUUUGCAUCAUAGAAAUUAGCAAGCAUAAAGCAAUGUGCAAAAGUCUUGAGCCACCCCCCAUUUCAUUAUAUUUUGGCAGGGAAAUGGAUGCAAAGAUUUAAUGAAAGGUGUAAAAAGAAUGUACAUGGAACAGCUGUUUAUAUGUGAUAAUGUAAUAUGUACAAUUCUAGCAUUCUUGAAAGUCAAUAAUUAACAGGACCACAUUUAUUCUUCAACACAGUCUGAACUCUCUUAGGCAGCUUUCUUGUUAUUUCUUUAAGUAGUCUUCACCAGUCUUCUCCAGGCUCCUUGAACGACAUUCAGAGCUCUUCUUUGGAUGUUUUUGCCUUUUGUUCCAUUCUCUGUAAACUUGUACAUCUCUUUUGACAAAAGAGAUGUACGGUGACGGUUUGAACUAAUUAUUUCAAAUUUGUUACCACUGAUUUUCAGUCCAGUUCUGGUGUGAUUUGGCAUACGCGAGCCUAUUUCCUUUGUUUAUAUUUCAUAAGAAUGGCUUCUCAACAACCAGCUUUCCACUGACAACAUUUCUGAUGAGACUAUGGCAAACAGUGGAUGAAAUAUGAUGUGCUGCAUCCAUCUCUCCUGUGUCAGGUCUUAGCUGGAUUUGUUUGCUGUUUCUUAAAAACAUGACUUUCAGAUACUGUUCAUCAGAUGUUUUUUAGACCUGCUGCUUUAUUUGUUUGUCAGUUUGUCCUCAGCGUGUUCAUUUUCCUUAUUUAUUUUUUUUAAAGAAUACACUGCACACCAUGCUACAAUAUA